Molecule: messenger RNA, 870 nt
Organism: Perkinsus marinus ATCC 50983
Lineage: Eukaryota; Perkinsozoa; Perkinsida; Perkinsidae
Exons: 3
Coding region: 1-870 (289 amino acids)
Source: RefSeq, a predicted model, not a curated record
AUGGGCGAAGGCCUAGUAGGAGUGGCUGGUGACGAGACAAUGAACGGACCGUUUGUGGACUAUCCGUCGAAGUCUCUGGCGCCUUGCCUGGCAGCCACCCCGAGAUAUCCUCUUGAGGAGCUCCUAUCGUCAACGACAUCAUCAUCAGGUGAUGCGUUCACGUGUCAUUCUCCUGACGAUAUUGGUAAGUCCUCUUCCACUACUGUUAGCGAGUGCCCUAUGAGCCCAUUGGACUCCUAUCCGAGCUUUGACGUGUUCUACACUGAGUGGGUGCAGAAGUUGAUAGAGGAGGAAAGCGACGAUGAUCAUAUGAAUGUCAACGACAUUAGCAUGGCCGUCGAACCAGAUCAAACGGUAGAGCAUUCUGGAGCCGCUUCUGAGUUCUUUCCCGCGCUUUCGACCGUGUAUGCGACACUCCAACCUGUUGGCAUUUGGGUGGGCCUCAACUACCUCGCUUCCAAGAUUGGGGAUACCUCUGGUGGCUGGGAAAUCAUUUGGACACUCGCAGACAUAGGCUGGAUCGAACUCAGUGACUGCGGCCUAUACUGCCGUUUAGCGGACUCCUGGGGCGGCGCAUCAUGUGAUGAGCAAACUGUUGUAUCCCAUGAAUGCGAAGAUAUGCCGCCCUACGGUGUUUACAGGGGCGCCCUCGAGUUCGACAAGGAGUUUGGUGGUGGAGGAGGAGGAGGACUCGAAAGUCCAAUCGUGGAAGCAGUGGAACUCAGCCACAGUACCGAGGGACUUUGGCGACUCGCCGACGGUGCUGAUCGGACUACCUCAGUGAGGAUCUCGGAUUUCGAGCAUUAUGAUGGUCAUGAUCAUAUUCGCGGGGCUCGGGAUACUGGAAGUCCAUCGUGGAGUUACUACUAG